CUCAAGUCUGAACAAUACAGUUUCGAAAACCAUUCAUUUCAGUGUUGGCUAGCUGACAAUUUUGGACAUAAACGUCGAGGAGAGUUCUAUACAUUAUUUUGCAUCUUCAAUGGUGAUUUCAACCACCGACAUGAUGUCGUAUAAGAUCAUAUUUGCAUCCGUGUCAGUUUUCUUGAUAUUCGGGGGUUGUGUUUUUGCACGUCCCGUACCAUCCGAAUUUUCAUUUGAUGAAACAACGAAAAGUAAUCAUUCACACAACGAGAAUCAAACAGCAGCUCUAUUGCUUAAAGAACACAAUCCUGGGGCUGACAUGCCAUUAACUAACCGAGCGCCCUCGUCGAAUUCCAGCAAUUCCGGCUUCGGUUGGAGGAACCUGCUUCCGAGCCACUUUGGCGAAUUUUUCGAAGUCUUUGUUUUUUUCAUGGAAUUGAAAUGGCAUUAUGAAAUCGAAGAAUCAAUUGCGGCAGUUGGUCAUAGAAUAAGUAACGAUCUUCACAAGAAUAAUAUAGAUCAAAUGGAAAUCACUGAGACGGACAGUGGCGGAAGCGAAACCAAUGAAGUUGACAACCGUCUCGACACAGUGAAAUAUCUGCAAUAUUAUUUAAACGCAAUGGCACCAAUAUACGGAAUUCAAAGUAUAAAAACUGAUUUGUCAAAAAUAUAAAAUUUAAAAUUACCGCUCUUCAAUGCCCCUAUUGUUUUGUUCCUUUGUUUGUUGUGUUUUUUUGUGUUUUUAUUAUUUUGUUUUUUUCUGGAGGAAAAUGUUUUAAGCAUUGUAAUGAUGACUAUAUGUGACUUCCAAGAAUUUUAUGCUUUCUUUUUAUUAAAAGAGAUAGAAACAAAACAAAACAAAAAACAUGGCAGUUACCUAUUAAUUACAAAAAAAUAUAUUAUUUAACAUGGCAUGGAGACACCUAUAUGGUGCCCAGCAACUUUGCGUUUUUCAUGCUACUAAAGAACUAUGAUGGUUAUACCGUUGAUACGGUAGUCUAAGAAUUGUUCAUCUAAGAUGAGGGUUAGCGAAAAGACUGUUUCGUGCAUGUAACGGUCAUUGAAUUAUUCCCUUUUACUUGUAACAAUAAGACUUUUUGCAUUCCCAUACAUGAUCCUUUAACGGGAGAGCUUGAAGUGUUUUUUUAGCAGGUAUUUCUGUCGUCCCAUUUCUGUUAUCCUAAACGUGAUUUCCAUCAGUGUUAUACGGUAAAAUCCCCUAGCGUUAAGAAUUGCUUAA
Daphnia magna is the source of this 1231-nucleotide messenger RNA. RefSeq lists its product as uncharacterized. The transcript is spliced from 3 exons. Lineage: Eukaryota; Metazoa; Arthropoda; Branchiopoda; Diplostraca; Daphniidae. The record is from RefSeq and is a predicted model, not a curated record. Bases 110 to 664 code for a protein of 184 amino acids.